Molecule: messenger RNA, 657 nt
Organism: Camponotus floridanus (Florida carpenter ant)
Lineage: Eukaryota; Metazoa; Arthropoda; Insecta; Hymenoptera; Formicidae
Exons: 3
Coding region: 135-404 (89 amino acids)
Source: RefSeq, a predicted model, not a curated record
UGCUUGGAUCCAUGGAGAACGUGCGCCAAGCAUAGUAUCGUAUCAAGUACCACUGUGGAGGUGUUCCUCGCGAUCAGAUCCGCGAAUCUUUUUCAAGGAAUUUUCUAGAAUUCGACAAUUAAUUGUGAAUAAAAAUGAGGACUCUCUGGACCAUCGUUCUUCUUUGUCUUGUCGUCACGAUCGUUGAGGUAUAUGCCAAGCCCAUGAUUUACAAGAAGAACGAGGACAAUGUCUUCGAGCCAGUAAUGAUACCCGUAUCAUCUACGGUAAUUCCACUACCUGUGUACAAGGUAGGGUAUGGCUUAGGUUUCAUAUCAAAAGAUAAGAAGACUCAAUUAUCGUUCAAACCGGAAGAUAAUAUAAAGUUGAUAACUAUCAAAAAAACUCAGGAGAAAAAGACAUAAAUAUAGUACUAAAUUGCAUUUUAUGUCAAAUGUAAGCAGAAACGAAUGUUGCAUUCGAAAUCAGUUAAAUAUUUUAUUAGCUACAUAAAACCACAUAGGAGAUUUUCAUGUGGUAAGACUCGUACUAUUUUUAUCCAAUUCAUGAUUUAUAAACUUAUUCAGCAACAAAGCAAGUAUUUUAUUUUCAUUAUAUUGUAUCUAAUACAGUUAAGAGGAAAACUUCACACCAAAAAUAUAAUAUACCUCCUUUAUU